This is a messenger RNA of Nakaseomyces glabratus, 747 nucleotides long. RefSeq names its product Iwr1p (gene IWR1). Gene Ontology annotation, biological process: protein import into nucleus. Lineage: Eukaryota; Fungi; Ascomycota; Saccharomycetes; Saccharomycetales; Saccharomycetaceae. The record is from RefSeq and is a predicted model, not a curated record. Gene Ontology annotation, cellular component: cytoplasm.
AUGGUUAAUAAAUACUUGACACUUAACAAGGAUAGUGAAAAUAGCAGAAAAAAGAGGAAACCGAGCAGGAAGCACUUUAGGGGAGCUGCAGCUGAAGUAAAAUCACUUCCAAGCCAGGACUACGUUUAUGAUGUUUACCAUUUAGAACAAGUUCCAGAAGAUGAAUACAAUAAAUAUGAAGGUAGCAAGGUUGGGUUCAUUAAAAUCAUAGAUGUUUACGGUGAUUUGUUACCUGAUGAAUUAACUGAUUCAGACGAACAAUUCCUAUCGGAUGAAGAGGACUCUAAUGAUGAAAACUAUUAUAGAAACGAUUACCCAGAAGACGAAGAUGAUGACAGAUCAAUUUUGUUUGGGAGUGAAGGUGAAGAAAUGGCUGAACUUGAAACUGAAUUUCUAGCAAACCACGACGUUGAUGAAUUCGAACGACCGGAAAUGACAGACAGCGCUGACGUAAUACGACCAAGAGAGGAUUACGAUCCAAAAAUUGCCACAUAUGAUGACGUAUUUUCCAAACUUCAAGGUAGCAGCAAUAUACUCAGGUCAAUAAAUGAUGCGAAUUUCAUUGACCUGGAUAGAGAUUUUGAAGAAGAAGAAGGAAGCGAUGGGGAAUUUAUGUACAAUGAGGAACAAGAAGAUAAAGAUGAAUUUCCUAGGAACGAAUUCUUCCCAACAGACAAGGACGAUCCAGUUGCUAUUCACAGGGAUCGAAUUUUUCAUCGACUGCAGAAAAUGAUUGAAAAAGACUAA